UGGGCCGGUGUGGUCACUGAUCAGGCUCUCACAGCCCGCCAUCUUGUUGCGGCUCUACUACGUGUGUGGAAGAGUUCCUUCAAGAGGCGGGGGAUCAAGUUGCAGCUUCUUUUUUUCCCCCCCCUUCCUUUUAAUUGGAGAACCAGAGAGCCGAACGAAAGAUUGUUUUUAAUUGCUCCAAAGCAGGGACUGCUCAGCUGUUUGUUUUUAUUUUACGGAACUUAAAGAAUACAACAGAGAUGAGUAUCGAGACGCUUUUGGAAGCAGCCAAGUUUUUAGAACUGCAAGCCCAGCAACAACAGAAAACACGUGAAGAGAACGAGCUUCGGGAGAGACUCCGCCUCGAACAGGAAGCAGGGAAGCAAAGAGCGGAAGCACCCUCCUGCAUUCAAGCCACACAUGAUAAUCACCUGUCAUCAAGGGAGGAGUCGAGUCCAGAGCGUAACCACGCCCCUCCAUCAGCCCUGUCCUCUCCUCCUCCUCCUCCUCCUCCUCCCCUUUCUGCUCCCUCCAUUCCCAUCACAGUUAUUCCCAUUCCUGUGGUGUCGUCCAACCCAAUCCCAUCACCUUCAUCUCCUCACCUCAGUGUGCCCCAAAAAGAUACCCACUCACCCCCAUCUCAGCAUGUACUGCCCCAACGUGCAGCCCUACCCCCUCAGACGAAUGGCCCAAAACUGCCCCAGCCCCUGCAGCCCUACCCUAGCUCCAUCGUUCGAGCUUCCCAGCAUGCUCUGCUCCCCCAGCCAGCAAACACACCAGCACAGCCAAGCCUCAUGGCCAAAACCAGCCCUCCUGAUGAUCACCGCGGCCUGGAUGGCAAGAAAAGACCUGGAGGGGCAGGAACAAGGGAAGUACAUAACAAGCUUGAAAAAAACAGACGUGCACACUUAAAGGAAUGUUUCGAAACCCUGAAGAAGAACAUCCCUCAUGUUGAUGAAAAGAAAACCUCCAAUCUGAGUGUGCUGAGAAGUGCGCUAAGAUACAUUCAGACUCUGAAGCGGAAAGAGAAGGAGUAUGAGCAUGAGAUGGAGCGCCUGGCCCGUGAGAAGAUCUCCACCCAGCAGAGGCUGGCUGAGCUGAAGAACGAGCUCAGCCAGUGGAUGGACAUGAUGGAGGUUGAGCGGCUGCUGCGGCAGACCGUCCAGCCCGAAGACGAUCAAGCAUCCACCUCCACGGCUUCAGAAGGUGAAGAUAACAUGGACGAGGACAUUGACGAAGAGGGCGUGCUGACCUCGCCUUGCUCCUUACCCAGAGUGCCUCAGCCAGAGCUCAGGAAGCCAUCUCCAUCUCUGCCCCAAACGCUUUCUGUCCCAUCCAAACCCUCCCAACCUCUACCAACUGCUACUGUAUCCUCCGCCUCGGCCUUUGCCUCCGCCCAGCCUUCCUCGCCCUCGCUCUCCUUGCCCCCGGCAGCAGUGACCCAGCAGCCCCAGGCCAUGGUGGCUCCUCAGAGCCUGGCAUAUGGGCAUAUUGUAGCUGCUCCCAGCAUCCAGCCAACAGUAAUCACACAUGCUUCUUCACACGCCUCUGUCAUCCAGGCUGUCAAUCACGUCACCCAGACGGGCACCAAGCACAUAGCCCACAUCGCCCCCUCUUCCACUUCUUCCCCGUCCUCUUCCACCAGCGCCAUACAGCUGGCACCUGGACCUCAGACCAUCGGGCACAUCACGGUGCACCCGGUGACGCACCUUCCCACACUAUACCCACAACCAGUCACCAUCUCACACACCCUCUCACAUGGCCAGGCCAACGGCGCCCCAACGUUGGCCAAACAGACACCCGUUGGGCAUCAGGUGCUCGCACAUCACCCGCAGCUGGUGGGCCAGACUGUCCUCAACCCAGUUACCAUGGUGACCAUGCCCUCCUUCCCCGUCAGCACACUGAAGCUGGCAUGAGAGAACAGGCUGACGUGGGUUCUGUAUUUACUGGCACAAGCCCCUGCUAGUCACAUCCAGCAUUACAGCAGACAAAAGCAGUACAUUCCAAAUAAAAACAAAUCUAUGAAGAGUCUAAGACAAAUCUAUCUAAAUUUAUAUAUAGCUAUGUUAUGUUGUAUGGUAAAAGAAAAAAAAAAGUUUUUGUAUCCUUUUGUGUGGAUAAAAUUAGAUUGUGAUGUCCUCUUUCAUGCUGCUAUGUACGUGUGUGCAUGUGUGCGUGUGUGUGAGUGUGAGCGUGUGAGAGAGAUCGUGAACAGAAAGGUGGAUGAUUGGGCAAAAAUAUAUCACAAUAACUCGAGACAUUUUCACAAUGCAUCAUUUUUAGCAUCAUAUUUACAUUUGCUCACAAAGUGCCAGGAAAUUCAGUGCUACAGUUAAAAAACUGUACAAACUCUGAUUAUAUUUGGAUCCAAAAGUAAAUUAUCACAGAACUAAAGGGAAAAUUAACCAUUUAGUACAAAUAUAUAGUUUAAUUUACAAUCAGUUAUUUGUUAAGGGGAGUAAUAAUAAGAUUGGUCAUUGUCAUAAAAGAAGUAUUGUUAUAUCACCCAGCCCCUGGAGCAUAAGUUUGGAGUGGUGUCGUAAUCUUGACGAUUUCGACAGGCUACUGUGUCAUGCGUCUCAUGGUAUAGAUUGCGCAACUGUAGUGUUUUGUGGUUUAGCACAAAACCUUAGUGUACCUCACUCUCAUCAGCUGAUAGAACACAGUUCUUAUAAACCAUGGUUUGAAAUGUAUGUAUCAGUUUUUUAACUGCCCUUUUAUAUGGCAUUUAUUCAAAGUUUUUAGUCCACCCUUAUCAAAAAGUAUCUUUGCAGGUGUUCAGCAUGCAAUUUUCUUGAAUGUUUUCUUGAAUCUUUCCUAUCUAGCAUUCAGGGUGUUGCACUAUUGCUUUUCGAUUGUAUGUUGUGCGUUUUGGACAGAGAGACUCGAGGGAAAUCUUCUCCUGUGCCUUUAACCCUGCCUCUGUGGCACUGCGGUUCUCUUCAGUGCUGCACAGACGUCCUCUGGUGUCCUCUCUCUGUAACUGCACUCUCAGCUAACACACCAGCCAUUAGCUGCAGAACUUCGAUUCUGCUUGAGUGCUCAGUCUAGCCAGCAAAACACGAGGUCACAGUUCUAUAGCCAUCACUGUGCCAUGGAGGGGUUACAAUAUAGUAAAAGAAUUAAAUAUGAGAUCCUGAACUUUAUCGUGAAUGUACUUUUUCUGUGUUCAGAUGGAACACAUUCAAUGCCUUCAUCAUGUAGUAGCUGAUAAAUGUGAGCUUUAUGUUUGGCAGGAGUGUGUAUUCAUUGUAACGAGGGAGGGUGUGUGUGUGUGUGUGUGUGUGUGUGUGUGCGCGCGCGCGCGCGCGUGCUUGUGAUAAGAGUGUAUGGCAUAUUCUACUUUGUCAACUUCCAUCUGUUUAGUGCUGAUUAAUUUGACUGUAUGUGUUUGAUAGUGUGUUUGUGACUAAUAGUACAUGGUGGAAAUGCAAAGACGAUAUACAGUACAUCAUCCAAAGCUUCUGUGAAAAUAUCAGGCUGCAACAAGAAUGUGAUCCUGUAGGAGUGUAAAUUCAGAAAGACAGGUGUGUAUAAGCCCAUCACUAAACUACUCAAAGGUGGUGGAUAUUUAUAAUACUUCACAGACAACUGUGUCUUUACUGAACCACACUGAACACUCCACAGACCUGCAAGUCCAAUCUAGCCUGAGUGUCCUCUGAGAUUUGACUCACAAACCUCUAACACUGUGAUAUUGCUCAUGUGACCCACAAUAGAACAGCCCAAGUUUACGAUAUCGAUAUUACCAAGCACUCACGUAACCUAGCAGAGUCCCUUCAUUCAUUUCUAUGCUUCAUGAAUGAGAGUUUUAACUUCAUCUUUACUGAAAUCUGGUUGAAGUUUGGGUUCACACACACUAGGAUGCACAUGUUCACCAGUUAUAACACCUCUUCUGGUUCAACGUGUUUGAUUUGGCGUGUACAUGAAUGACUUGUUGGGGAAAACUGUUUUAGGGGACCAUAUACAGUACUGUAUACUAUGGGGCAACCUUUCUGACCUCUGUCCACAUUAAAUAUUAUAUAUACAAAAAGUGUGUUUUUCCCUAUGGAGAAAGUUUAUGUUGUGUAUAUAGCCUGUACAUUUGGGGCUGCACAGAUCUAACUGUCCAUCAUGUUCAAGUUCUAAAUGAAGAGGAAGAGCAUAACUAGAACAAAUGUUGAAUAAAUAAAAUCUUGUUACAUUUGCA
Pangasianodon hypophthalmus (striped catfish) is the source of this 4165-nucleotide messenger RNA. It is a transcript of the gene mnta, whose product is annotated as MAX network transcriptional repressor a. NCBI's taxonomy places the organism in Eukaryota, Metazoa, Chordata, Actinopteri, Siluriformes, Pangasiidae. Gene Ontology annotation, biological process: regulation of transcription by RNA polymerase II. The transcript is spliced from 6 exons. Bases 240 to 1895 code for a protein of 551 amino acids. The record is from RefSeq and is a predicted model, not a curated record. Gene Ontology annotation, molecular function: RNA polymerase II cis-regulatory region sequence-specific DNA binding; DNA-binding transcription factor activity, RNA polymerase II-specific; protein dimerization activity.